GAUUUCCUGUUUUGGACUGAGGGGAUCAAACUAGCAUUAUUCUAUACACAAGACGAGUUUAUAAUUUAUAUUAUACCUUUGUGGAAGGGGGGCCAAUUUGUCUCUGACACAAAAACACCUUAAAAACAGACAAAAAGAGAAGAUUUGCAGCUCCAAGGCAUCUACCUGACUCUCCCCAAACUCAGGGGUGUUCAACAGUAUUCAAAUAAGGUACAGGAAAAGAUUCUCACCCCAUUACUUCUGCUUCUUCCCUGAGUACUGGAAAGUAAAAAAAAAAUAAAACCAGUGAUUCUUAUUAUUCUCAGAAGCAAAGUGUGUGUGGUGAGAUGGAUGAGUUUCCAAGAGUUCUAUGUGGGUGGAGUUGGGAGGAGAACAAGAUGUUCGAGGUGGCUUUAGCAGUAGUUGAUGAAGAAGACCCAGAUCGGUGGGAUGUGGUAGCAGCCAUGGUUGGUGGCAAGAAAAGUGUAGAGGAAGUUAAGAAACAUUAUGUGAUUCUUCUUGAGGAUUUGCAGUUUAUAGAGUCCGGUAAAUUAGACCACAAACUUGGAGAAACUCAGCCGUGUGGUCAAGUUGACUGUACGCAAUCUGUAUGUUGGACCGACGAAGAUAACAACUUGCUGGUUCAACUGAAUGUAAAUUGAUCGCCGGGGCCAAGUUAAUUGAUUUCUAUAAAGGCUCAGGCCUAGUUAGCAUCAACAAAGGUAAUGAAUUGGGUUUAACUUCAUCAGUUCUGGAACUGUGUCGAUCGUUUAUUAAGUUUAAUCUAUCCCCACUUUGUGAACAGGAAAUUGUCAUGAAAUGAUUGAAAUGACCUUCCAUGCUGUAAUUAAUUGGUUUUUGAACUUUUCAGUUGUAAUAUUAGUCCAUGGUGUCCCGUUUGGCUUGAUAGCUGAUUAUAA
Messenger RNA from Mangifera indica (mango), 899 nucleotides. RefSeq names its product protein RADIALIS-like 4. Gene Ontology annotation, molecular function: DNA-binding transcription factor activity. The record is from RefSeq and is a predicted model, not a curated record. The transcript is spliced from 2 exons. Lineage: Eukaryota; Viridiplantae; Streptophyta; Magnoliopsida; Sapindales; Anacardiaceae. The coding region runs from base 327 to 641 and encodes 104 amino acids.